Molecule: messenger RNA, 1703 nt
Organism: Parastagonospora nodorum SN15
Lineage: Eukaryota; Fungi; Ascomycota; Dothideomycetes; Pleosporales; Phaeosphaeriaceae
Exons: 5
Coding region: 1-1449 (482 amino acids)
Biological process (GO): ammonium transmembrane transport
Cellular component (GO): plasma membrane
Molecular function (GO): ammonium channel activity
Source: RefSeq, a predicted model, not a curated record
AUGGAGCCCUCAUCGAACGGAGCGGAUCCUACGCUCCCGCUUCAAGCGUACAAUGGCACAGGUGCGGCCGGAGGCGACUCAAGAGUCGACAAUCUUAAUGUCUACUACAACCCCGGUGACAUCGCUUGGAUGAUCACAGCAACAGCUCUCGUGCUUCUCAUGAUUCCAGUCGUCUCCUUCCAAUGGUUCUUCUGGGGCUACUCACUAGCAUUCUCACACAAGGCUGGAAAGUAUAUCGGUGCGCUUGAUAACUUCGGAUACAUGAAUGUGCUUGGCGCUCCUUCAAUUGGCAGCCCACGUAUUCCCGACCUGAUGUUUGCCGUCUACCAGGGCAUGUUUGCAGCCAUCACAGUCGCGCUCGCCGUUGGUGCAGUCGCAGAACGCGGUAGGAUGCUCCCCUGCAUCAUCUACAUGUUCGUCUGGACCACCAUCAUCUACGACCCCAUCGCCUGCUGGACCUGGAACUCCUCUGGCUGGGUAUACCGCAUGGGCGGUCUCGACUUCGCCGGCGGCACCCCCGUGCAUAUUGCCUCCGGAUGCGCCGCGCUCGCAUACUCAUACAUGCUCGGGAAGCGCAGCGGCCACGGAACCCAGGAACUCAACUAUCGCCCCCACAACGUGACGCACAUCGUCAUUGGCACGGUCUUUCUCUGGGUCGGCUGGUUUGGCUUCAACGCUGGCUCCGCACUGUCUGCCAACCUCCGGGCCGUCAUGGCUGCCGUGUGCACCAAUCUUGCCGCAUGUGUUGGCGGCAUCACCUGGUGUCUCGUCGACUACCGCCUCGAGCGCAAAUGGUCAACAGUCGGCUUCUGCUCCGGCGUCAUCGCCGGCCUAGUCGCCAUCACGCCUGGCUCUGGCUACGUACCCGCAUGGGCAGCCGUCAUCUUCGGUGUCUGUGGCGGCAUCGCGUGCAACUACGCCACCAAGCUCAAGUACUUCCUCCGCUGCGACGACGCGCUGGAUAUUUUCGCAGUGCACGGUGUCGGCGGCUUCGUAGGCAACAUCCUCACCGCCUUCUUCGCGGCGGAUUACAUUGCGCAUUUGGACGGAUACACGGUCAUUCCUGGUGGCUGGCUCAACCACAACUGGAUCCAGCUCGGGUACCAACUCGCCGACUCCUUCACCGGCGGCGCUUACUCUUUCGUCGGAACGUGCAUAAUCCUCGGCGCAUUGGAUUUCAUCGGCAAGUUCGUGCCUGUGUUUAGGCUGCGCGCAAGCGAGGAGGAAGAGGCGCUGGGUAUUGACGAUGUGGAGAUUGGAGAGUUUGCUUACGAUUACGUCGAGCUCACGCGCGAAGUCAAAAUCCCAGACGACGACGAAGACGUCGAUGAAGGCAUGUCGACGCACUCCCUGCACGACCAUCCGGCGUCCAUGGGCACGCAUCAUGAGAAGAAUCAGGAGUCGAUUGACUCGGCGAAUCAGCUUGCUGAGUGGGCGCAUCGCGCGUAGAUGGUUGCUCACAUGCUCGUCUUUUCUGCUUUUUUGCAACAUCACCUGCUCGAUACCACUUUGUUUGUUAAAUAAAUUUUCCCUAUUGUAUUUCUGGAAGCUGUUUCAGUCAGCUCAAUGUUAAUGUGGUGUUGAUGAUUCUGUAGGAUGAGGACGAGGACGAGAGAUGUUGAUGGAUUACUUGUAUAGGUGUGGUAUACAAAAUUUCAACUUGAUCUGUAUGAUAAGAGAAUGGAUACAGAUGUUCAUAUUCC